This is a messenger RNA of Clunio marinus, 1890 nucleotides long. NCBI's taxonomy places the organism in Eukaryota, Metazoa, Arthropoda, Insecta, Diptera, Chironomidae. The record is from the annotation of a GenBank genome assembly.
AUGACGAUUUUAAAUCAACAAUCAAAAAAAUUUCCGCAAAUAUUUGCCAGUCUUUCUGCUGCUGGUGGAGCCUUUGCAAUAGGAGCUGCAUUAGGAUGGCCAGCACCGGCUGGACCUCAGUUAGUAGACCGCACUUUAGCAGAAGAUGAACGCUUUUUCGAAAUCACUCAAACUCAAUUCGAUUGGGCAGCCUCAAUCAUUACUAUUGGUUGUGCAAUAUCUUGCUUGCCUAUUGGAGUUAUGAUGAAAAAAUUUGGAAGAAAAAGCACAAUGUUAAGCCUAGUCGUUCCUUUCAUGAUUGGAUGGGCGCUCGUUAUUUGGGCACAAAAUUUUGCGAUGCUGAUGGUUGGUCGAGUUUUCAUUGGGUUAGCAGGUGGAGCGUUUUGUGUUGCAGCACCUCAAUAUUCGGCUGAGACUGCUCAGAAAGAAAUUCGUGGAAUUGUCGGCACUUUUUUUCAAGUUCUUAUCAAUUGCGGAAUACUUUUUGUGUAUAUUGUUGGUGCGUUUGUCAGCGUCUUCUGGAUGAGUGUCAUUUGUGCAAUCGUUCCAAUUAUUUUCGGUAUUGUCUUUUUCUUCAUGCCCGAAUCGCCACUCUACUUAGUGAUUGAAAAACGUGAUAAAGAAGCAGUUCAAUCAUACAAAUGGCUAAGAGGCUCACAUUAUGAUCCAUAUGAAGAAAUCGAAGAGAUCAAAAAUGAAAUAGCAGAAAAUGAUAAAAACCAAAUUUCUUUUUCCGAGGCGACACAAACUGAAAUUGCAUCAGACUUGCAAACAAUCAUUAUUGGAUCCGUUUUAGUAGUAGCAACAUUGCUGGGAACUUUUCUUGUUGAUCGUGUUGGAAGAAAAAUUCUCCUAGCACUUUCAAGCUUCUUCAUGGGUCUUACGCUGAUUUCUCUCGGCACUUAUUUUUUCCUUUUAGAUAUGGAAUAUGAGAACAUUGAUGAAUUGGCUUGGCUUCCAUUGACAUCCUUAAGCAUUUUCCUAGUUGCAUUUUCCAUUGGUUAUGGGCCAAUUCCUUGGUUAAUGUUGAGUGAAAUCUAUUCCAGAGAGUAUAAUGCAGUGGCUAGCCCAAUUACCGGUUCCUUGAGUUGGUUUCUGGCAUUUACUGUAACAUCCACUUUUGGAUUUAUCAGUGACGCUAUUGGAAUCGGAGGAACAUUUUGGAUAUUUGCAGGUGCAACAUUUGUUGGAUUUAUUUUCACUUUGAUGUUUGUUUUUGAAACUAAAGCCAAGUCUAAAUUUUCACCGACAUGCCCUAGAGACAUAACAAUUAGAAAAUUAAGUCAAACUCAAAAACAAUACAUUGUAGAUCUUCAUAAUUAUUACCGAUCGCAAGUCGCAUAUGGUUUAACAACUUCUUACUUAGAUGAAAAGCAAUUUCCAACUGCUUCAAGAAUGAUGAAAUUACAAUGGGAAGAAGAACAAGCAGUCCUAGCAUCUCUUCAUUUGAAAACGUGUUUAUCUCAUGAUCCAUGUCAUAAUACAUUUUACAACACUUCUUCAAAUCGACUUAUCUUUUCUGGUCAAAACAUUGCUUUCUUAUUAACUACUGGGACUCGCUAUUCAGUAGAAGAAGUUUUAUGGUAUUCUGCAGCAAAUUGGUUUCGAGAAUCUCAAGCAACCCCAGUGAAUUUAGUUGACUCAAUAUCCUUUGCAAAUCUUUCGUAUGUCGUGGGACAUUUCACUCAAAUGGUUUAUGAUAAAAACAUAAGAGUUGGCUGUGCAAUAGUUGAAUGGACAGAAAACGAAGGAAAUAAAAAACUAUCCAGACUUACUUGCAAUUAUUUGAAAGCAAAUAUGGCAAACGAACCGCUUUAUUCAAAAGGUGAUGUUUGCUCGGACUGUAAAGUUUGUGAUUAUGAUGACUUUAUUGGAUUAUGCGUUGAGUAG